GAUCAGAGGAGUUCACAAGUCCUGAACAGAGGCCCGACGUCGCGGAGGUUAGAUUCCCCAACGUAUUACUGAUUUGCAGUCCAAUGGAGCAACAACCGCCGCCGCCAACCGAACGGUCAUCACCGCCGCCAACUCCUUCACCUUCUGCCGCUUCUACCUCCUCACUCCCUCCUCUUUCGACGCCAGCAUCUUCUACCAAACCAACCCUAAACCCCUCUGCUUCUACCUCCGUGACCCCACCCUCGCAAAACCUUCAAUCAAGGCCAGCUUCGGAACCCCCGUCCUCCUUCGCUACUUCCCGGCAACAACCCUCGCCUUUCCAGCACUUGGCUCAUCCUCCUUCUUCGCUAACAGUGCCGCCGCCUGCUAGAGGUGGGUUGGCAAUUGGGGUCCCUGCCCACCAGCCUGGCCCUUCUCCGCCUCCCGCCUCCUUUUCAUCAUUGGCUCCGCCUUCUUUUGGGCAGCAAUUUGGUGGGUUGGGUCGCGGUGUGCCUGAUUCUCUGCCUACUUCGAGUUCAGCCCAGGGUAGACCUGUACAAGGAAUGCAAGGGAUUGGAAUUACAGGGUCACUUGGUUCGAGUAUGCCAAUGCGACCAGCUGGGGUUCCUCCCCAGCCAGUGAGAUCUAUUACGACGGCAAUUAGACAGCAGACUGUCACAAAUAGCCAGUCCCCUUCUUCACAAAAUUUUCAGGGACAUGGCAUGUUGAGAGCUCCUAACCCCCCUAGUACAUCUCAAAGUCCACAGUCCCAGAAUCAAGCAUGGUUAUCUUCGGGAGUGCAAGGGAAACCGCCUUUGCCACCCCCCUCACUAAGGCCUCAACUGAGCCAACAGUCCUUGCAGCAACGUUCUCAUAUUCGUCCACAGCAUCACCAUUCUGUGCCUGCCUCUCAGCAGCAACAGCACACAUCUUCUGCCCAGCAAGCACAGCCUUCAAUCUCAAGUCAGUCUCAAGAGAAUUUGGGGCAGCAGAUUCAACCAUCAAGGACUCAACAACCCUUUCCCAAUCAACCACCAAUUGCAAGGAGUCAUGGAUUUGGAAUCCCAAGACCGUCAUCUCAUGCAUUGCUGCAUUCUGCUGCUGUCCAGUCUGGGCCCCUUAAUAAAACUUCUGCUGCAGAGACUGAGGAGCCUUGUAAUAGGAUUCUGAGCAAGAGAAGCAUCCAGGAGCUAGUGACCCAGAUUGACCCAUCAGAGAAGUUGGAUGCUGAGGUUGAAGACAUCCUUGUGGAUAUUGCAGAUGAAUUUGUAGAAUCUCUUACAACCUUUGGUUGUUCAUUGGCCAAACAUCGUAAGUCCUCAACACUGGAAGCGAAGGACAUCCUUCUACAUGCUGAAAGGCACUGGAACAUUACUCUUCCUGGAUUUAGUGGGGAUGAGAUUAGGACCUACAAGAAACCUCUUACAAGUGACGUUCAUAGAGAACGGCUGGCUGCGAUCAAGCGAUCGUCUGUUGCUGUAAAGCCAAGCAAUACAAAGAGCUCUGCCGGACAAGGUGGGAAUUCAAAGACGACACCACUUGGAAAAGGUCCUACCAAUAUUUUGACUUCCCCUAACGCAAAGACCUGAAGCACAGCUGCGCGAGAGAGUCUGCUCUCCGAUUAGGGAGACUGGCUGUGCCAUCUUUGUUAUGACUCCUUGAGAAAUCCUUUGAACAAAAAAACUGUGCCUUCUCUCAUAAAACAUUAUGAACUUCUCUUCCUCGUUGGAUGUGGGUCAAUGUGAAAGGUUGUCUCUAUUUGCGGGAUUGGUUUGUACCCAAGCUGUGCUUUACAUCAUCCUUCGUGUAAAUUACUAAACGUUAACUGGAGCGAUGAAUAAAUUGAUAGACCCCAACCUGAAGGGGAGAAUGGAGAUGCUCCAAGGAAAUGCAUGCUGUAAUGGGAAAGCAUAAAUGUGAAAUGAAAUGAUCAAAAGAUUGUUUUCAGCUCCUAUUUGUAGCAAGGAUGACAAUGUAACUUUUUACCUUCAUGUUUGUUAAAUUUGUGGAAUAUUUAAUUAUGUAAACCAGCAUAGUAUGGUGUCUAAUCUUAUUUUUGUCAAUCUUUUUUUUUAAUGA
Messenger RNA from Ipomoea triloba (trilobed morning glory), 2058 nucleotides. Its product is annotated as transcription initiation factor TFIID subunit 12-like. Gene Ontology annotation, cellular component: transcription factor TFIID complex; SLIK (SAGA-like) complex; SAGA complex. Gene Ontology annotation, molecular function: TBP-class protein binding; DNA binding; protein heterodimerization activity. Bases 84 to 1568 code for a protein of 494 amino acids. Gene Ontology annotation, biological process: RNA polymerase II preinitiation complex assembly; DNA-templated transcription initiation. NCBI's taxonomy places the organism in Eukaryota, Viridiplantae, Streptophyta, Magnoliopsida, Solanales, Convolvulaceae. The record is from RefSeq and is a predicted model, not a curated record. The transcript is spliced from 9 exons.